AUGCCUCAAGUUGGAGGCAUGGUGCCUUCGCAGCCUAUGCCGCAGCUCGACCCGAGUAACCAUUACCCGCAACUCCUGGGAGCCAGCAACCCAGCCUUUAACCCAGGCGCAGCGAUGCCGCAAGGCGUUAUGAGCAAUGGUGCUCCUGUCCUUUUGCGUUCUCAGCGGGACUGGAACGGGAACGCAACUCAGCAGCUGCUUGGGGGACAACCUGGGCAACAGGCGAUGAACAAGCUGACUAUUAACGGUCUCUUGCCAGGCCAGCUCGCGACGGGACCAGCCAUGAUUUCGCAACAGCAGGCUAUGCCAAACGCAGGCUUCGUGCCGAACAACGGUACCAGCGGGACCAGUGGCUUGAUACCUAUGGCCAAUGGCAUGGUGCCCAGUGGCGCCAUGGUACCAAACGGCGGCUUGGUUCCCAGCGGGGGCAUGGUUCCUAACGGCGCCAUGGUGCCGAACGGAGGAAUGGUGCCUAACAGCGGCAUGGUGCCCAGUGCAGGAAUGGUACCAAACGGGGGCAUGGUGCCGAACGGAGGAAUGGUGCCGAACAGCGGCAUGGUGCCAAGCGGGGGAAUGGUGCCGAACAGCGGCAUGGUGCCAAGCGGGGGAAUGGUGCCGAACGGCGUCAUGGUAUCCAACAGCGGCAUGGUACCCAACGGGGGCAUGGUGCCGAGCGGCGGAAUGGUGCCGAGCGGGGGAAUGGUAUCAAGCGGGGGAAUGGUGCCGAGCGGGGGAAUGGUGCCCAACGGCGGAAUGGUUCCAUUGAACCCCGGUAUGCCUGGGAUCAACACGGCUGGCUCGCCGUUGCUCAACAACAUGGCGAACUUCAGUGGGCCGCAGGCUGUAUCGAAUGCCGGCAUGCCCGAGGAGAUCAACCCUAAGGUGCAGGAGCAGUACGUGCAGAAGCAGCAGCGCUGGUUGCUAUUUCUGAGGCACUGCGCGAAGUGCCGGGCCCCUGGGGAAGAGUGCCAGCUAAAAACGCAGUGCAAGUUCGGAAAGCAGCUGUGGGCCCAUAUCCUAUCGUGUCAGAACGCGCAGUGCGACUACCCGCGGUGUACGAGCUCCAAAGAGCUGCUGAAGCACCACCAAAAGUGCCAGGCAUCGCAGUGUCCAAUUUGUGCGCCCGUGAAGGAUUACGUGAAGAAGACACGACAGGCGACGCAGCAGCAGCAAGCGCAGCAGCAGGCGCAACAGCAAGCGCAGCAGCAAGCGCAGCAGCAGCAGCAGCAACAGCAAGCGGCAGCAGCUCAGCAGCAACAGCAGCAGCAGGUGCAGCAACAGCAGCAGGGAGCUGGCGGGCCAUUUAUGCCGGGGCAGCCUAACAUGAUGCCCAACGGUAUGGUACCGCAGCAACAGCAGCAGCAACAGCAGGUGAUGCGAUUAAACGCCAACAGCCUCGGGGGCCAGAAGCGGCCACACGAAAUGAUGAACGUGGGGGGCAUGGGGUCGGCCAGCCUGGACGGUGUGAGCAGGAUGGUGCCGGUUCCGGGCGGCAUGGGGAUGGGCAUGGGCGACCCCUUACAGCAGCCCAUGCAGCAGCCGCAGCCGCAGGGGCCUGGCCAGCAGCCCAUGGUGCCACAGCAGUCGCAGCCGCAGCAGCCGGCACCCAAGCGGCCUAAGACCGAGGAUGUGUUGCGGCAGAAUACGGGGACAUCGCUGCUGGAGACCUUCGACGCAAAGCAGAUCCGUGUGCAUGUGGAUUUGAUACGGGCAGCGGCGGUGACGCAGAAAGCACAGCAGCAGCCGCCGCCCAUGAAUCCGGAGGAUGCGUGCAAGGUCUGCUUGCUGGCAAAGCUUUCAUUCGAGCCGCCCGUCAUCUACUGCUCGUCAUGCGGUCUCAAAAUUAAGCGUGGGCAGAUCUACUACAGCACACCUCCAGAGCACGGGAACGACUUGAAAGGGUACUUCUGCCACCAGUGCUUCACCGACCAGAAAGGGGAGCGCAUCUUGGUGGAGGGCGUAGCAAUAAAGAAGACGGAUUUAGUGAAACGGAAGAAUGAUGACGAAAUUGAGGAGGGCUGGGUGCAAUGCGACCACUGCGAGGGCUGGGUGCAUCAGAUCUGCGGCAUGUUCAACAAGGGCCGCAACAACAACGACGUGCACUACCUAUGUCCCGAAUGCCUCGCCUACGGCUACGAACGCGGGCAUCGACAGCGGACAGAGAUUCGGCCCCAGGCCAUGCUUGAGGCUAAGGAUUUGCCGACGAGCAAGCUGAGUGAGUGGAUUACGGAGCGCCUUAAUCGGGAGCUGGAGCGUGAACGUAUCAGGCGGGCAGAGCAGCAGGGGAAGGCGCCGCACGAGGUUCCAGCGCCCGAGCCGCUGACGGUGCGCAUGAUCAACAGCGUGAAAAAGAAGUGCGAGGUGAAACCCAAGUUCCACGAGACCUUUGCCCCGGACGGCUAUGUCUCCGAGUUCGAGUAUCGCCAGAAGGUCUUGUUGCUCUUUCAGAGCCUAGACGGGGAGUACGGUAGAGACUGUCCAGCACCGAACACGAACGUGGUGUAUUUAUCGUACCUGGAUUCCGUCAAGUACUUCCGUCCCGAAAUCCCUUGCGCUCUCGGGUCCAACGUGUCGCUGCGCACCUUCGUCUACCACCAGCUGCUCAUCGGAUACAUCGAGUUUACCCGCAACAUGGGCUUCGAACAGAUGUACAUCUGGGCGUGCCCGCCGAUGCAGGGCGACGACUACAUCCUGUACUGCCACCCAAGCAAGCAAAAGACGCCCCGUUCGGACCGGCUGCGCAUGUGGUACAUCGACAUGCUGAAGCAGGCGCGCGAGGAGGGCAUCGUGGUGCACCUUUCAACACUCUGGGACACAUACUUCGAGGGCGGGCGAGACCACCGCAUGGAAAAGUGCAGCGCCACUUAUAUUCCUUACAUGGAAGGGGACUACUGGCCAGGUGAGGCGGAGAAUCAGCUCGCAACCAUCGCGGACCACCAGCGGGGCGGAAAGGGGCCCAAGAAGGGCGCGACAAGCUCCACCGGCGCCGUGGUGCCCAGCCGCAAGGCGGGGUCCAAGGGCAAACGCUAUGGCGGCGGCCCGGCGACUACGGACGAGCAGCUAAUGUCUCGACUGGGGGAGAUCCUUGGGGGCAAUAUGCGGGAGGACUUCAUCGUCGUUCACAUGCAGCAGCCCUGCACCUUUUGCCGGACGCACAUCCGGGGGCCCAACGUUGUUUACCGGUACCGUGUACCGCCCGGUGCGACGCCACCAAAGGCUGCUGCAGAGCGCAAGUUUGAGGGCAUCAAGCUGGAGGGUGGUGGCCCAUCCGUGCCGUCCGGGACCGUCUCCUCGUUGACCAUCUGCGAGGCUUGCUUCCGUGACGAGGAAAACCGGGUGCUGACGGCGCAGCAACUCCGGCUACCGGCGGGCGUGCAGCCGCACGACUUGCUUGUGGAGAAGCUGGAGGAAAUGCACAUCUGGGACCGCGAUCCGGACGGGGACAUCGAGAGCGAGUUUUUUGAGACGAGACAGUCCUUCCUCUCACUGUGCCAAGGCAAUCACUACCAGUUCGACACGUUGCGGCGUGCCAAGCACAGCAGCAUGAUGGUGCUGUACCAUUUGCACAACCCGCACUCGCCGGCGUUUGCGAGCAGCUGCAAUGUCUGCAAUGCCGAGAUUGAGCCCGGCAUGGGCUUCCGCUGCACCGUCUGCUCGGACUUCGAUAUGUGCGCCAGUUGCAAGUUCAACGUUGGCCAUGCGCACCCGGUCGUGCCGCACAAGCGCGCGCUAGACGAGACCCGACAGCGGCUUACGGAGGCGGAGCGGCGCGAGCGGAACGAGCAGUUGCAAAAGACGCUGGCGCUGCUCGUCCAUGCUUGCAGCUGCCACAACCCCGCGUGUGGAAGCAACAGCUGCCGCAAGGUUAAACAGCUAUUCCAGCACGCGGUACAAUGCCAGGCCAAGGUUACGGGCGGCUGCCAGCUGUGCAAGAAGAUGUGGUGUCUGCUUAACCUUCACGCUAAGAGCUGUACACGGGCGGACUGUCCGGUGCCACGCUGCAAGGAGCUCAAGGAGCUUCGCCGGCGACAGACAAAUCGGCAGGAGGAGCAACGCCGCGCGGCCUACGCGGCCAUGCUGCGGCAGCAAAUGGCAGCUCAGCAGCAGCGGCCUAUGUAACCUUGGACCGGCUUACACUAGCGGAACGGUUUCAUGACCGAAGGGUGGCGUAAAUAUUACUAGUAAAUGGGGUGCAGCGCUGCGCUGCACUUCACCUUUCCAGAAUGGUGCUUGUGCACCAUCCUGGCGAUAGCUGGGUCACCUAUGCAGCAUUCGUUUGGUUUUUAGUUGUUGCCCGGAGCGACUUGUUACGACCGGAUGCACGAGGCUGUGGCAUGGGCAAGUGUCUGCAUAGGGCUGGGGAGGGUGGGCGGAGCUGCGUGCACGUGCUGUGUCUCCGUGAGGCGUGUCUAAGACACAUUUGUAGGUUACUUUGUUCCGAGUGGGGGCACCUGCGACCGGGAGAUCCCGUGGGCGAUUCAACGCACUAAUACUGGGGGAACAUGCACAAGGGUGGUGUGGCAUAACGAGCAGUUUGUUGUGCAGCAUGUACAGGUGCUGUCUGUUGUGUGUAGGGUUGCCUGUCCCGCUUACCUGAACCCGCGUGUUGCUUGAAGAAGUGCGCCCUCAUUCCUUCAUCUAAAUUGCGGCUAGCGGUAGCUACAUGGCGUGUACGUCGAUAGCGGCGCCAUAAGGCUUCUAGUCGCUUGGCUUGUGGAAAUGCGGGCAUGGACACGUCGCUUUUGCUAUGGCCAUGGGUGUCUGCUCCUUCAUAAAGGAAACAUCCCGGGUCGGGGAAUGGCUCAUUGGACCUGGCAUAGGCUAAGGAAGUACACUUUUCUUACUUGUGUAUGCGGUUUUAUGUCUCGAUCUGGUGUUUGGAUUUGACGUGUUGAAACCUGUUUCUUAUGCGACUUUUGCGGGCGGCGCACAGCCCGUCACCUUGGCAAACUCGGCCGACUGCCCUCUAAUUUUGCUGUUGAGUGGGUUAGGGCUUAACUGUACUACCAAUUAUUCGUGCGUUGCAACGGACAGGCCAGUCUCGGUCGAGUCUCUAUUGGAAACCCAAGCCUCAUGUUCGGGUUACGCGCCUCGAAUGAAGCUCAAUCUUGAAGUAAUGUGUGGUGAGCGGCUCACUUUCAUUCGGCAGUCCAUCGAGACAAGCCGUCGUCAAGAGAUACGUAUGCCGUUUGUAAUUUUAUAUUGCAGGAA
Volvox carteri f. nagariensis is the source of this 5211-nucleotide messenger RNA. Its product is annotated as p300/CBP acetyl-transferase. Gene Ontology annotation, molecular function: zinc ion binding; transcription coactivator activity; histone acetyltransferase activity. NCBI's taxonomy places the organism in Eukaryota, Viridiplantae, Chlorophyta, Chlorophyceae, Chlamydomonadales, Volvocaceae. Gene Ontology annotation, biological process: positive regulation of transcription by RNA polymerase II. The transcript has 18 exons. Gene Ontology annotation, cellular component: histone acetyltransferase complex; transcription regulator complex. The record is from RefSeq and is a predicted model, not a curated record. Bases 1 to 4119 code for a protein of 1372 amino acids.